Molecule: messenger RNA, 600 nt
Organism: Linnemannia hyalina
Lineage: Eukaryota; Fungi; Mortierellomycota; Mortierellomycetes; Mortierellales; Mortierellaceae
Source: the annotation of a GenBank genome assembly
AUGUUCAACAAGCUCACUCUCCUUGCUGUCACCCUCCUGGUGACCCUCCAGUCCGUUGCUGCCUUCAACGUGAUCGUCCCUGCUGGAGAGCGCCGUUGCUUCUUCGAGACCCUCGAGAAGAACGACAACAUCCACCUUACCUUCCAGGUCGGCGAGGGUGGCCACCUCGACGUUGACUUUUGGAUCACCGACCCCAACGAGACCUUGGUUGACGAUGCCACCAAGGGCGCUUCGGGCACCUUCCAUCACGAGGCCAAGAUCAACGGAAAGUACGAGUACUGCUUCAGCAACGCCUUCUCGACCGUUACCGACAAGACCGUUGGCUUCAAUGUCUUUAUCGCCAAGCCCUACAAGCCCGAUCCCACACACAAGGCUGAUCCUUUGGAGGCCGACAUUCGCGAGUUGGCUGCAGGAAUUCAGGAGAUCAGGAACGAGCAGGAGUACACCUUGGCCCGUGAGAGAACUCACCGCAACACUGCUGAGAGCACCAACUCGCGUGUGGUAUGGUGGUCGCUGUUCCAGUCUGGCAUUCUUUUCCUUGUCUGUGUCUUCCAGAUCACAUACCUCAAGCGCUUCUUUGAGGUCAAGCGCGUCGUCUAA